This is a messenger RNA of Falco peregrinus (peregrine falcon), 5850 nucleotides long. RefSeq names its product EBF transcription factor 1 (gene EBF1). Bases 841 to 2655 code for a protein of 604 amino acids. The record is from RefSeq and is a predicted model, not a curated record. Lineage: Eukaryota; Metazoa; Chordata; Aves; Falconiformes; Falconidae. Gene Ontology annotation, biological process: regulation of transcription by RNA polymerase II. Gene Ontology annotation, molecular function: RNA polymerase II cis-regulatory region sequence-specific DNA binding; DNA-binding transcription factor activity, RNA polymerase II-specific. The transcript has 17 exons.
GCGGCCCCGCCCCCCGCCCGCCGGGGCUGCGGGGCUCGUGUUCGGCGGCGGGGACAGUCAAAGUGGCUCCCAUAGGGAGAGACGGCGAGUCCGCCCCGGCGCUGCGGGAGAGGGAGGGGGCACUGGGAGCCCCAGGGUCUCCCUCCGGCCGUCCGUCCGCGCCGCCGCCGCGGGUGCGCCCCUCUCGCUCCCUUCCCGGCGUGCGCCCGGCUCCGGCAACUCGCUUCCUGCGCGGCUGAAGGAGGGAGGAGAGAGCGCUUCGGCUGGGAGAGGAGAGAAGAAAGAGGGAGAAAAGAAAGAAAGAAAGGAGAGAGGGGGAAAAGGGGGGGGGGGGGAACUUGCCUCUCUUGUCACUGGAAAAUGACACUUGAUGUAGCAGAGCCUGCCGCAGCUCCCGUUCGUCCUAUUGUUUCUUAAACUGCCAUCUGAGAUUUUUUUCUUUUUUUUCUUUUUUUUUUUUUUUUUUUUUCCUGCUGCCAUCCGAGGGGUGUCUUCAUACAAAAGGGACUUCAAGUACUCCUCCGGCUUGCGAGCGCUGCAACCAGCCCCCAGCACCCCGCCAGCCCCUCCAAGCACCCAAACAAACUGCACACGCAGCAAACAGCAGCAACAAAACCGGGCUCUGAUUGCCUCUGGAUUUUUUUUUUUUUUUUUUUAAUGUGCGUGCCUGUGUUUGCUUUCUCUGACUUGCUUUGAUUCCAGACAUCAGCUGCAGAAAGAGAAAAAAAGAGAGAAAGAGAGAAAAACCCCAUAUAUAACAGUCCGCCUGGCGAUUUCAUCACUACUUUUUUUUUUUUUUUUUGAGUAAAGAAGGAAGAUUUGCGCUGUUGUUUCUGAUUCAUGUUUGGGAUUCAGGAAAGCAUCCAGCGGAGUGGGAGCAGCAUGAAGGAAGAGCCCCUCGGCGCGGGGAUGAACGCGGUGCGGACGUGGAUGCAGGGAGCCGGCGUCCUGGACGCCAGCACGGCCGCUCAGAGCGGAGUGGGUCUGGCCCGGGCUCACUUCGAGAAGCAGCCUCCCUCCAACCUGAGGAAGUCCAACUUUUUCCACUUCGUCCUGGCUCUGUACGACCGGCAGGGGCAGCCCGUGGAGAUCGAGCGCACCGCCUUCGUGGGCUUCGUGGAGAAGGAGAAGGAAGCCAACAGCGAAAAGACCAACAACGGGAUCCACUACCGCCUGCAGCUGCUCUACAGCAAUGGGAUCAGGACGGAGCAGGAUUUCUACGUCCGACUGAUCGACUCGAUGACCAAGCAGGCGAUAGUAUAUGAAGGCCAAGACAAGAACCCAGAAAUGUGCCGAGUUCUGCUCACGCAUGAAAUAAUGUGCAGCCGCUGUUGUGACAAGAAAAGCUGUGGCAACAGAAAUGAGACUCCAUCAGAUCCAGUGAUAAUUGACAGGUUCUUCUUGAAAUUUUUCCUCAAAUGUAACCAAAAUUGCCUAAAAAAUGCAGGAAACCCUCGAGACAUGCGUCGAUUCCAGGUCGUGGUGUCUACAACAGUCAAUGUUGAUGGCCAUGUGUUGGCAGUGUCGGACAAUAUGUUUGUACACAACAAUUCCAAGCACGGGCGGAGAGCUCGAAGACUUGAUCCCUCGGAAGGUACGCCUUCUUAUCUGGAACAUGCAGCUACACCAUGUAUCAAAGCCAUCAGUCCAAGUGAAGGAUGGACUACAGGAGGUGCCACUGUCAUCAUCAUAGGAGACAAUUUCUUUGAUGGGUUACAGGUCAUAUUCGGCACCAUGCUGGUUUGGAGUGAGCUGAUUACUCCUCAUGCUAUCCGUGUACAGACGCCUCCCCGACAUAUCCCAGGGGUUGUAGAAGUCACAUUGUCCUACAAGUCUAAGCAAUUUUGCAAGGGAACGCCUGGAAGAUUCAUUUACACAGCUCUGAACGAACCCACCAUUGACUAUGGUUUCCAAAGGUUACAGAAGGUUAUCCCCCGGCACCCUGGUGACCCUGAACGCUUGCCAAAGGAAGUAAUACUUAAGAGGGCUGCUGAUUUAGUAGAAGCACUCUAUGGUAUGCCACAUAAUAACCAGGAAAUAAUCCUGAAAAGAGCAGCAGACAUCGCAGAAGCACUCUACAGUGUCCCCCGCAAUCACAACCAGCUCCCCGCCCUUGCUAACACGUCAGUCCAUGCAGGAAUGAUGGGAGUGAAUUCUUUUAGUGGUCAACUAGCUGUCAAUGUUUCCGAAGCCUCACAAGCCACCAACCAGGGUUUUACUCGCAACUCAAGCAGCGUGUCGCCUCAUGGCUAUGUGCCAAGCACCACCCCUCAGCAGACAAAUUAUAAUUCUGUCACAACAAGCAUGAAUGGCUAUGGGAAUGCUGGAAUGUCGAAUUUAGGCGGUUCUCCAACCUUCCUGAAUGGAUCUGCUGCCAAUUCUCCCUAUGCCAUUGUGCCAUCAAGUCCAACAAUGGCCUCGUCCACUAGCCUCCCCUCAAACUGUAGCAGUUCCUCUGGGAUUUUCUCCUUCUCACCAGCCAACAUGGUCUCAGCCGUGAAACAGAAGAGUGCUUUUGCGCCUGUUGUGAGACCGCAAACUUCUCCUCCUCCCACCUGCACCAGCACCAAUGGCAAUAGCCUGCAAGACCAGUCUUUUGUGGACUCUAGCAAGUACUCCACUGCAGGGUCUCUCCAGGGGCUGGCCUUCUCCUGAACUAUAUCUGGCAUGAUUGUUCCCCCCAUGUGAAAGAAUUGCCUUGAAGAAUUUUAUUAAUGAAGAGGUUGAAUUCUGCUUCAGAGAGAAUCUGAUACAAGUCCCAGAGUGGAACUUUUUACUCAGGCCUUUUUAAAAAUAAAAAAGAAAUAAAGAAGGAUCUUACAAUAACUGCGGAUUUUUAAACAAAACAAAAAUCACCAUCCUUGCAAAUACUGAAAUUAACAAUCUACAAUUGCAAGGUGUUGAUUCAAGUUGUCCAUCCCAAAUACCUGGGAGAUAUAUUUAUUGUAUGUUGAUUAAAAAAAUCCACCUUUUUUUUUUUUUUUUUUUGUGGGGGAGCGGGGUCUUGCUUUUAUUUCCUUCUGUUUUUUAUGUUUUUUUAAGGCUUGAUUUAACUCAACACCAUUUGUCUUUUAUAAAUCAUACAAUUACACAAGGGACACUAGAAAUGGAACUCCACAUUUUUAAUUUAUGGUAUUUUUUUUAAAAAGCUAUGUAAAGAAAAAUGAAGUGGUGUCAUUUACAUACAAGUCUGUAUGGGACAGAAUAGAAGUGCCAGUUAGUUUUUCGUAGAAGAAUUAUGGCCAUUUAAUUAAGGGUCGGCUCAUAUAGGUUGCUUAUCCAGUGGUGACUUGCUAAUAUGAUGCAUUUUUAAUGUACUAAUUAAAUAGAUAUAACUCCCUAGAAAGCUGGUAUUUUUGGAUGACGAGGGUGGGAAGAGGGGUGGGAUUAGUAGCCUCUGUCUUUAAUAUCAGGCUAAGUAAUUCUGUAAAUAACGCAACAAGAAAAGUUGGUGAAAGGGAAGGUAAGGAUGCGAGUAACAAACACGUUUCCUCUUGAACUGAAAAUCCAGUGCCUCUAGGUACACUGCUACAACUGCAGAACUGGACGAGCGUGGCUUUCUAGCUUGUAUAUCAGCAUCUUUCCAAAUGAGUGGCCUUCUUGAAGCUCAGUGUCACCUGAGCUGUGCAUAAAAUGCCACUUGGGUUUUGCAUAGCCACCAAAUGACACGGGCUGCGGCCACCACUGUGGGGUGUUUUCAGCGCAGCCCCUCUCCCCUCGACCUACUCAGUCUUAACAGGGCAGACUGAGAACAGGCUGGUCCACGGUUCUGCACCCUCACAAGCUAAAAGCACAUGUUUUUGUCAGCCUCCCACUAGGAUUGCUCCUGUAUCAGUCGACCCCCUCAGUUUGUAUCAUAAUAUAUUAAGCAACAGGUAACUGCUUUUGAAUAGUAAAUGGAAACCUGAGUUGGGGGGGGGGGGGGGGGGGGGCUGUUAGGAAGGUUUCAAAUCAAAACCAUAGCUUCUGUUUUACAAAAAUUUUGCUAUCAUUAUCUGGGAAGUGUUCUUAAAAACUAUUAGUCAAAAAGGCAGCAAAGCUCUGAAGAUGCAUUACCUGAUAUUUUUUCUUUGCUGUUGUGUUUUGUAUGUAGUUAUAAAUACUGUAGAUUUUUUGUGAUUUUUUGCCAAAGUUGUUGUUCUAUUUAUACAUUUUAAUGUCUUAAGACAGUUUUUCAAUAUCACAAAAAAAGAAUUUUACUGCAUAUUUUGCAAAAAGAGCUCACUACCUUUAGCUUGCACAUACUUGCAAAAUUAAUUAAAGAAAAAAAAGCUUUUUGUUUCUGUUUUUUGUUUGUUUGUUUUAAAGGGGAUUUUGUAAAAUAUCCAUAUAAAUAAUGUAUUUAUCUUUGGAAUUUGUACAUUGCUUUUUGUCCCCUACAAGUUUAUUUUAUUGUGUAUGUUUGCUAUGUGAAAAGUGCUGAUUUGUUUGGUCAUUCACCGUUGUAUUAGCUGUUUAAAUGUGAUUUUAAAACAUUUCAUUUAUAGUUUGUUUGGGUUUUUUUUAGUAUUGUUUAAAACCAUGCUUCCAUUUUUUUUAAUUUCCACCCAAAAGCCAUUGUCUAUUUUUGUAUUAUUUGUAAGUUAAGAAGUUUUUUCCAAUAUAUGGCAAAAAGUAGCAUAUUAUUCUUGUAGCAUUUAGUUAUGUAGAUUUUAAAAAAAAAAUGUAUCCUUUGCUUUUGAGGCUUAACAAAAACUAAUGCUGUUUUACUCUAUUAAUAUGCAUGGGAUUUCUCCUCUUUGGAGUGACGCAUUUUUGUGCAUUAAAUAUGGGGAGAAACUUCAUAGAACUCAAUGAAAAUACUUUCUUUCUUAAGUCUGCUUGUAUAUUUCUCUGUCUUUCACAUAAAUAUAAACCAGCAGAUUGGAUGCCUUAACAAUGCAAAUCAUAUUCAUUUCACUUGUACAUUGUACUGUGCACCAGAACUGUCAAUCAUCACUAACAUUCUAAGAAAAAAAAAAAAAAAAGGAAUUGAAAAGCACAAAAGAACUGUUUUGUUACCUUAAAACAAUAUAACUUUUUUCUAGUCGAGCAAGAAAUCAUUUACAACGAUGCUGCAACUGUGCAUGCUUCCUGUAUGAAUUUUGCAAUGGUUUUCACUAGAAUGUCACAAUGUGAUCUCUGGGGGGAAGGGAAGAAAACAGGAUUUUUUUUUUUCAUGGUGAGAAAAUAAAAGGAGAGAAAACUGGAAAAUGUGAGAGACGUCAGUUAAUUGCUUCUCUGUAUUCCAAGCGAUUAUUCUAAUUCACAUAGUAAGCAACAGCACGACACUGUAAUCAAAUUUAAAGCCAUAUUUUGUCCAGUGACACCAUCAAUUACCCCUGUAGAGCUCCACUCAAAAUCAUAGUAAUUUUGACACCAGUUUUAGCCAUCGAUGUUUGUAGUCUUCUACGCCAGUGUCCAAAGAUCCUUUGACAAUGUGCAUAGUUUUGUUUUGUUGCAGCUAUUUAUAGUGAUCUGAUGAAUGGGAAUUUAUAAAAAUCUCCCCUGUGCCACCCUUAUCUUUUACAAAGUAAAAGAUACAGCUGUUUACAGAAUAUGGCUUUAAGUGGAAACAUUCAGAUUUCAGUUUUAACAAGGUGAAGCUUCACAAUGACUGGAUUGCAUAAAGUAUGCCUAUUUCCUCACAGUUGUACUAGGAUGCAGCUAAAAUGAAGUCAUCUCUGAAACUACUAACCUUUCACCUUCUUAUCUAAAUCUUUUUGAAUAGACACACACACUGUACAGUUCUAUUGUUAGAGAAACUAACUACUGUAGAGAUUGUUAUAAUUUUUUUGCAGAAAUUCAAGCUGUAAAAACUUUUCAACUUUCACAAUAUUUAAUUAAAGUUACUUCCUGUCUGUGAAUACA